Venturia canescens is the source of this 1926-nucleotide messenger RNA. RefSeq lists its product as uncharacterized. The transcript has 5 exons. Bases 268 to 816 code for a protein of 182 amino acids. Lineage: Eukaryota; Metazoa; Arthropoda; Insecta; Hymenoptera; Ichneumonidae. The record is from RefSeq and is a predicted model, not a curated record.
GUGUAUGAGUGAGAGGGAUCGUGUACCGGAGUUUGUAUAUAAGACCAUGGUUUGUUUGUCUCUUGUCCCCGUGUAUCGCACUUUUAUUUUGGGAAUUGGACGCUGAGGUGUGCGUUGCGUCGUUUCAGGCGUCUCUGACUGUAAAGCUUAAGUUUAACGCGUUUAAUAGCAAAUAGCAAAUAAGUGUGUGUUCCUUGCCUUCCAGGCAUCGACCAGUGUGUUAUUUUUUUUUGUACGAACGCCUCUAAAACUAAAAAAAUUGUCAUAAUGGUUGAGAAAACAUUCACCGAGUAUUUAAAAAACGGAAAGAAAAACGGUGUCAUCAGUACCGGUGACACGAAGUUGCGGAAAAUCUCGAUGAAUUUUCAGAUCAACGAGUGGACUUUUACCGUCUUUCUAGUCGUACUUUCCCUCGCAAUUGUCGCUGGAAAACUUUACAUCAAUUAUGGCUCGGGUAUGCAACAUGUUUCGAAUAUGGUAAAAAAUGGGCAGGCUUUGUCAGCAUUUCCCAGUAUGUACAACAUUUUUGGAGACUCUCAAAAACUGUCAAAUUUCGAUAAGCAACAUUCUAAGGCAUCAAGUAAAAGAUUGAUGAACGUAAGUCAAGAACACGCGGAUACUAUGGCAAGCGGUUACGUUGGAAUAACGCACAAAUACAGUUGGUUGUUGAGAGCGCUCUUGAGCGGCCUUGGGAUUGUGGCUUUCAGUUGGUUCAUCAUUUACAAGGACAGCGAUAUUCCUGGAGUUAAUCCACCCAUACCUUUCAGUCCUAGAAAAAAAAGUUUUUUUCACCGCAGGACGUGGACAGACAAGUAAUUCGUGGAGAGCUCGAGACUACAAAUAAACUAUUUAAUCGGAAUAUUCAACGGUAUCUUAGUAUUCAUCUACAUGUGUCUGUAGCCCCACGGAUAACUUGGAGGCACGUCGUGAAACUUUGAAGAGGAUUAAGUGGGAUCUUCGAAAAACUACUAUUUAAAAAUUAUCGUAUUAUUAUUUAUUAUUAUUUAUUUGAAGUGUUACUGCGUUUUUGAACGUCAACAACGUCAAUGUAUUCAGCAGGAACUGAUUGUACAUUGAGUAGAGCGUGAUUAUUCUCAUGGCGUUUUCAUCCAUGAAAACAUCUGGAUAAAAUGUAUAUUUAUGAUUUUUUUUUGUUGUCCUGAAAAAUCAGUUUUCAUCAAAAAAUUCUUCCGUUUUGAGAAUACAAUUUCAUCGUACUCUAUCUAUGAGAAUCAAUAGCAUAGAACGAGAGUAGUUAACAAUUUUUUGCAACGUGGGUAUUCUUAACAGGAUAACUAAGUAUUUGUCUGUUGCGUUAAACGGAUUGGUGCAUUGUUUUCAUUCAAAGUGUACAAAAUUGAAAAAAUUACUGAAAUUGUUCAAUUUAAAAUUAAGAUUAUAACCAGAAGAUAGUUCUGAUGUGAGCAAGAGCGAAAAAGAGCAUAUUCUUAUUGAUUUUUCGUUUUUUUUUCUUUUUUUUUCUCCAUUCGUAUAAAGAAAAGCAAACAAUGGCUAGAUAAGUACGGAAAUACGAAUACAUUUUAUAAACUUUGAUAAAAAAGCUUUGAUACAACCAGUGUAUUUAUAUUUAUAUGUAAUAAUUUAUAAUUAUUUAUUCAAGACUGAUUCACCGUCUGCUAGUUCAAAAUAAUAUCGCAUAUUCUUCCAAACUAUUUUCAAGCAGAAUUAUCGUCAUGCUAUCUUAUUUUUGUUGUCAUUUGUUUUUGUUUUUGCUCCAUAUAUUUUUCACUAUUCUUCGUUGCCAUGCAGAAGAAGCGGCCGAAUUCAAUUAUUUCUAGAAAUGAUUUUUUUCAACGGUGACAACAACAAAUAAUCAACCAGUUAAGCGUGAUUAUCCGGAUUUUGUCUAUUGAAAAAUGCUUAUUACAACAUGUAUAUGUAUAUAACAAUAUAAUCUGAAAGUGC